AAAAGGCAAAGCGAAAAAGCUAAAACUAAAAGCACGGACUACAAAUACAAAUUGCGAAUAGUGAAUCGUCUCGGUAUUUCCCAAAUUUACAGUCAGUCACACACUCACCUUCUCUUCUACGCAAUUCUCGUCACCUUCUCUUUCUCUCUCUUUCUUUCUCUCACUAAAAAAAAAUACACACUGACUCGGACUCGGACUCAGACUCAGAGUCAGAGUCGCUGUGGUUAUGCAAUGAAGAAAACCCAACCUCCCUAUCACGCCUCACGGCAACAACAUCACCCACCGCAUCACUCCCCGCGUGGACCUCACGCUCCUCUUUCCAAUUCCCGCCCUAUUCAAUACCCUCACCGUCCCCGGUGGCCCGGUUUUCCGGCGAACCACCGUCUCGAUCGUCCUCCAGGCCACACCGCCCUUCCAGUCCGUGGCAAAUUCGUUGUCGACCUCCUUGCCGACCGCCGUGGCCCUCGAUGCUCCGAUGUCGACUCCCUUAUCUCUCAAUGCAAGCUCUCGACGGACUCUCACGCGUCGUUACAAUCCGGAGGCGGAGGAGUCCGGUUGUUUUUCUUUGAAAAGGCCAACGCCGUUCAGGCCGUGGUCAAUCUCUGGGACUCGCGAUUCGAAGGCGUUCACUGCUACGUGCCUUGCCUCGCACGCAACCAUCAGGACGCCAAUUCCACCGCCGGAGAGCUCGAGGACCGGCUCCGAGCCUUAUUCGCCGACCGCGUGAUACGGCUGAUGGAAGGCGAGGAAGUGAAGAAGUGGCGGAAGAAGUUGCAGAGUACGGUGGAUGAGAUCGACGACGUGUCGUAUUUGCUGAGUAAGCCGAACAAACCUGGCGUUUGUCAACAGCUCUGUGACAGGAAGAAGGGGCUGAGUGCGGAGAGAGACUUGAUUGGGCAACGUUUGGGAGAGUUCAAGUCUGCAAUGAAUUGUAUUCAGGCUCAUUUGGAAGGAAACAAGGACGAAGAGGAGGGUGUGCAAGUGUUGAAGUUCGGUGCUUCUUUUGAUUGGAACCGGAUUUAUUGCUUGAUUUCGAGGGAGCGUCGGCGACUAGAGGAUGGUUUGCCUAUCUAUGCUUACAGGAGGGACAUUCUUCAGCAAAUUCAUCUCCAACAGAUAAUGGUUUUGAUAGGAGAGACUGGUUCAGGAAAGAGUACGCAGUUGGUUCAAUUUCUUGUGGAUUCAGGAGUUGCUGCUAAAGAGUCUGUUGUAUGUACUCAGCCCCGCAAGAUAGCUGCCCUCUCAUUGGCAGAUAGGGUCAAAGAAGAAAGUAGUGGGUGUUCUGGAAAUAAAUCAAUAGGUUGCUAUCCCGCAUUUUCAUCUUCUCAGAAAUUUGAUUACGAGGCAAUAUAUAUGACAGACCACUGCUUACUGCAGCAUUACAUGAAUGAUAAUAAUUUAUCUGGGAUAUCGUGUAUCAUAAUUGAUGAGGCCCAUGAGAGGAGCUUGAACACUGAUCUCCUUCUGGCAUUGAUCAAGGGUUUAUUGUAUCGUAGGGAUGAUUUGCAGGUUAUUAUAAUGUCAGCUACUGCUGAUGCAAACCAGCUCUCAGAGUAUUUUUUUAAGUGUGGAAUUUUUAAUGUAGUGGGAAGAAACUUUCCAGUUGAUGUCAGAUAUGUCCCUUGUGUAACUGAAGGAACUUCUGGUUCUGAUUUUGUUGUUUCAUAUGUGUCUGAGGUUGUGAAGAAGGCAACUGAGGUUGCCAAAACCGAGGAAGAGGGUACAAUUCUUGCCUUUUUGACUUCUCAGAUGGAAGUAGAAUGGGCCUGUGAAAAGUUUGUUGCUCCCUCUGCGGUUGCAUUACCUUUACAUGGGAAGCUUUCUUAUGAAGAGCAAUUUCGUGUUUUCCAAAACUACCUGGGAAAAAGAAAAGUUAUAUUUGCUACCAAUGUUGCGGAGACAUCGCUAACGAUUCCUGGGGUCAAGUAUGUAAUUGAUUCUGGCAUGGUUAAAGAUAGUAAAUUUGAGCCUGGCAGUGGCAUGAAUGUACUCAAGGUUUGCAGGAUCAGCCAGAGUUCCGCUGAUCAACGAGCUGGGCGUGCUGGGAGAACAGAACCUGGAAGGUGUUAUAGACUCUACUCAGAAUCUGAUUAUGAAUCUAUGCCUCGUAACCAUGAACCUGAGAUUCGUAGAGUUCAUCUUGGAGUAGCAGUUCUUAGGAUCCUUGCUUUAGGCAUCAAGAAUGUACAGGAAUUUGAUUUUGUUGAUGCACCUAGUGCUAAAGCUAUUGAAAUGGCCAUUAGAAAUCUUGUUCAAUUAGGAGCUGUGACAUGGAAUAGCGGUGUUCUUCAAUUAACUCUUGAAGGUCAGUUUUUGGUUAAAUUGGGUGUUGAGCCUCGGCUUGGUAAACUAAUCCUUGGCUGCAUACAUCAUCAGCUGCCACGAGAGGGUGUUGUUCUUGCUGCUGUAAUGGCAAAUGCCAGUAGCAUAUUUUGUAGAGUUGGUAAUGAUGAAGACAAACAAAAAUCUGAUUGCCUUAAGGUUCAGUUUUGUCAUCACAAUGGUGACCUCUUUACUCUUCUUUCUGUUUACAAGGAAUGGGAGGCUACGUCUCAGGAGGGGAGAAACAAGUGGUGUUGGGAAAACAGCAUCAAUGCCAAAUCCAUGCGGAGAUGCCAAGACAUGGUCAAGGAAUUAGAAGCUUGCCUCCAAAACGAACUUCAAUUUAUCACUCCAACUCUUUGGAAAUGGGAUCCUUGUAAGUCUACUGAGAAUGAUAACUUUAUGAAAAAGGUAAUACUCUCUUCCCUCGCAGAAAAUGUAGCUGUGUACUCUGGAUAUGAUCGACUUGGAUAUGAAGUGGCAUUAACUGGACAUCAUGUUCAGCUGCAUCCCUCAAGUUCGUUGCUAAUAUUCAGUCAGAAGCCUAGUUGGGUGGUUUUCGGGGAAAUCUUAUCCAUUUCUAACCAAUAUCUGGUCUGUGUUACUGGUGUUGACCUAGAAUCUUUGUCUGCCCUUGACCCUCCCCCCCUGUUUGAUGUAUCUGAGAUGGAAAGACGUAGGUUGCAGGUGAGGGUGUUGACUGGUUUUGGUAGCACUCUCCUUAAAAGAUUUUGUGGGAAGUCCAAUAAUAAUCUGCUGGGUCUGAUAUCACGUAUACGAACAGACUGCAUGAAUGAACAUAUUGGCAUUGAAGUCAAUGUUGACCUGAAUGAGAUUCGGUUAUAUGCCACUUCACAAGACAUGGAAAAGGUUGUUAGUUUGGUAAAUGGUGUGUUGGAGUAUGAACGGAAAUGGUUGCUUAAUGAAUGCAUGGAGAAAUGCUUGUAUCAUGGAACUGGUGUCGCACCAUCUAUAGCACUUUUUGGGGCUGGUGCUGAGAUCAAACAUUUGGAGCUUGAUAAGAGAUCUUUGACUGUUGAUGUGUACCAUUCAAAUUUGGAUGCCAUUAAUGAUAAGGAGCUCAUAAUGUAUUUUGAGAAGUUUGGUAGUAUCUGUGCCAUCCACAAGUUUACAGGCAAUGGACAGGACAGUAAUGAGAAAGAGAAGUGGGGCAGGAUAACUUUUCUUACUCCUGAUGCCUCUAGGAAAGCUGCUGAACAACGUGAAGAUAAAUUCAACGGCUACUUAAGGGUUGUUCCCGUACGGCCAACAUUGGGAGGGGAUCAUAAAAUGUUUUCGUUUCCUGCUGUUAGAGCUAAAGUUUAUUGGCCACGCAGGAUGAGUAAAGGGUUUGCUAUUGUUAAAUGUGCAGAAAAUGAAGUUCGAUUUAUGGUUAAUGAUUUCUCUAACCUGGCAAUAGGAGGAAAGUAUGUUCGUUGUGAAGUUGGCAACAAGUCUCCAGAUAGUGUUAUGAUAGGUGGAAUUGAUAAAGAUCUCUCUGAAGCUGAAGUUUUAGAAGUAUUGAGGUCUGCUACGAGUAGAAGAAUACUGGAUUUUUUCUUGGUGAGAGGAAUUUCUGUAGAAAAUCCACCAUGCAGUACUUGUGAAGAAGGACUUGCAAAAGAAAUCUCUUCCUUUAUGCCUAAAAGGAACCCCCACACCAACUGCUGCCGAGUUCAGGUCUUCCAACCUGAACCAAAGGAUGCUUUCAUGAAAGCUACGAUCACUUUUGAUGGAAGAUUACAUUUGGAGGCGGCAAAAGCUUUAGAGCAACUGGAAGGGAAAGUCUUGCCUGGUUGUCUUUCCUGGCAGAAGAUAAAGUGCCAACAGUUAUUUCAUAGCUCCUUGUCAUGCCCAGUGCCCGUCUAUUGUGUGAUAAAGAAGCAACUGGAGUCUUUACUUGCAAGCUUCAGGCAUUUAAAGGGUGCAGAGUGCACUCUAGAUAGGACUUUUAAUGGUUCCUAUCGAGUGAAGAUAUCUGCAAAUGCUACAAAAAUUGUGGCAGAUCUGAGAAGACCUGUGGAAGAGCUUAUGAGAGGGAAGACCAUAGUCCAUGACAGCCUCACCCCAACUGUACUUCAGCAUCUAUUCUCCAGAGAUGGAAUCAAUUUGAAAUUGUCAGUAGAACAAGAGACAGGAACCUUCAUUUUUUUUGACAGGCAUAGCCUUAAUGUUAGGUUGUAUGGUUAUCCGGAAAAGGUUGCGUUGGCAGAGAGGAAAUUGAUUGAAUCCCUUUUGACCCUUCAUGAAAGCAAGCAACUUGAGAUCCAUCUUCGAGGUGGAGUUUUGCCUCCCAACCUAAUGAAGGAAAUGGUGUGUAAGUUUGGACCAGACCUCCAUGGUCUCAAAGAGAAGGUACCUGGGGCUGAGUUUACUCUCAAUACUCGACGGCAUAUCAUCUCAAUUCAUGGCAGCAAAGAAUUAAAGCCAAAAGUAGAUGAGAUCAUUCAAGAGAUUGCACAGAUGAGAGUUGGUUCGACUGAAAGUUUUAACAAUAAAACUGCUUGUGCCAUUUGCUUGUGUGAGGUUGACGAUGGUUACCAGCUUGAAGGCUGUGGGCAUUUGUUCUGUCGGUUGUGUCUGGUAGAGCAGUGCGAGUCUGCAAUCAAGAACCAUGAUAGUUUCCCAAUAUGCUGUGCGUAUGAGGGCUGCAGGGCUCCUAUUUUGCUUACUGAUUUGAGGUCUCUCUUGACAGGUGAAAAGAUGGAAGAACUCUUCAGGGCUUCCGUGGGUGGAUUUGUGGCAUUGAGUGGGGGCAUGUACAGGUUUUGCCCAUCUCCAGACUGUCCUUCAGUUUACCGAGUGGCAGAUCCUGGUAGCCGUGGCGAGCCAUUUCUCUGUGGGGCUUGUUAUGUAGAGACUUGUACCAGGUGCCACUUAGAGUAUCAUCCGUAUCUGUCAUGUGAGAUGUACCGGGAGUUCAAGGAAGAUCCGGAUUCUUCCUUGAAGGUGUGGUGCAAGGACAAAGUAAAUGUGAAGACCUGUCCUUCAUGUGGGUUUACAAUCGAGAAGCUUGAAGGAUGCAACCACAUUGAGUGUAGGUGUGGCAAGCACGUAUGCUGGGCUUGUUUGGAGUUCUUUGGAACCGGUGAUGACUGCUACUCCCACUUGAGGAGCGUACAUGGGUUCAUGUGAAGUUAAACUAUUGUGUUCAUAUUGGUAUUACCUUAUAUCUAUAGGCUUAAGUUAUCAAUGUAUAUAGCCCAAAUGUAUAUAUUAGUUGUAUACGCGCAUGUAUUACAGAUAAAGGUUGCUGCCCAGACUUGCUUAUGUACAUGUGUUCAGCGGAUGCCUUCAUCUCUCGGCAGUAGUCUUCCUCUUUACUGCCGAUGCUUAUGUACAUGCGUUUAAAAAUGGCUGUCUUUGUUUUUCUCUCUAUCCAAUCUUUUCUUUUUUAUCCA
Quercus lobata is the source of this 5723-nucleotide messenger RNA. Its product is annotated as ATP-dependent RNA helicase DEAH12, chloroplastic-like. The record is from RefSeq and is a predicted model, not a curated record. Gene Ontology annotation, cellular component: intracellular anatomical structure. The coding region runs from base 232 to 5457 and encodes 1741 amino acids. Gene Ontology annotation, molecular function: RNA binding; ATP binding; zinc ion binding. NCBI's taxonomy places the organism in Eukaryota, Viridiplantae, Streptophyta, Magnoliopsida, Fagales, Fagaceae. The transcript is spliced from 3 exons.